Endocarpon pusillum Z07020 is the source of this 2361-nucleotide messenger RNA. RefSeq names its product Polyadenylate-binding protein. Lineage: Eukaryota; Fungi; Ascomycota; Eurotiomycetes; Verrucariales; Verrucariaceae. The coding region runs from base 1 to 2361 and encodes 786 amino acids. Gene Ontology annotation, cellular component: ribonucleoprotein complex. The transcript is spliced from 2 exons. Gene Ontology annotation, molecular function: RNA binding. The record is from RefSeq and is a predicted model, not a curated record.
AUGUCUACACCAGAAGUUGCAACGUCUGCUCCGGCUGAACCCCAAACCACAUCCACCGAUGUUCCUACCACGAACGGUCCCACUGCCAUCAAUACCAACGUAGGUUCAGGUGAAAGCUCUGGAGAUGCAGACCUCCAAACCCCAAAUUCUGCAGCCCCGAGCUCGGCGCAACCACACUCUGCCUCUCUUUACGUGGGAGAACUGGACCCUGCUGUGACCGAAGCCAUGCUCUUUGAACUAUUUUCUACCAUCGGCCAAGUAGCUUCGAUCCGCGUUUGCCGUGAUGCAAUCACUCGUCGCUCGUUGGGCUAUGCCUAUGUUAACUACAACAACACAUCUGACGGUGAAAAAGCGCUGGAAGAAUUGAACUACACUGUUAUCAAAGGUCGUCCUUGCCGUAUCAUGUGGUCCCAGCGGGAUCCUGCCCUUCGCAAAACCGGACAAGGCAACGUCUUCAUCAAGAAUCUGGAUCCUGCGAUUGACAACAAAGCUCUUCAUGACACUUUCAACCAAUUUGGAAACAUCCUCAGCUGCAAGGUCGCGCAGGACGAGUUUGGCAACUCCCGAGGCUAUGGCUUCAUUCAUUUUGAGACCGGGGAUUCUGCAAGUCGCGCCAUCCAAGGUGUGAAUGGUAUGUUGCUUUGCGACAAGAAAGUCUUUGUGGGUCAUCACAUUGCGAAGAAGGACCGUCAGAGCAAAUACGAAGAAAUGAAGGCCAACUUCACCAAUCUGUACGUGAAGAACAUCGAUGCCGAGGUAACAGAUGACGAAUUCACUCAACUCUUCGAGAAAUUUGGUGAUGUGACUUCUGCCGCUAUCACACGUGAGCCUGAUACUGGCAAGAGCCGCGGAUUUGGCUUCGUCAACUACAUCGAUCAUGAGCACGCCGCAAAGGCAGUGGAGGAACUCAACGACAAGGACUUCCAUGGUCAGAGCCUCUACGUUGGACGUGCACAGAAGAAGCAUGAACGUGAAGAAGAGUUGCGUAAGCAAUAUGAGGCGGCUCGAGUCGAAAAGGCCUCGAAAUACCAGGGCGUCAACCUUUACGUCAAGAAUCUGACUGACGAUGUCGAUGAUGAUAAGCUUAGGGAUCUGUUCGCUCCAUACGGCACCAUUACUUCGUCGAAAGUGAUGCGGGAAACAUUAGACCGACCAUCUUCGCCAGAUUCGGACAAGGACAAGGACAAGGAAAACAAAAAGGAGGUGAAAACCGAGGAAGGUGAGGAUGAGAAGAAAGCCGACGAUGAGACCGAGGAUAACAAGGCUGAGGGGGCGGCCAAAGAAUCCACUGAUAGCAAAGAGAGCAAAAAGGCUGCCCAGAGGACUUUCGGAAAGAGCAAAGGGUUUGGCUUCGUGUGCUUCAGCAAUCCCGAUGAGGCCACCAAAGCUGUCACCGAGAUGAACCAGAAGAUGGUCAAUGGCAAACCGCUCUACGUAGCUCUUGCACAACGCAAAGAUGUUCGCAAGAACCAGCUUGAGCAGAGUAUGCAGGCUCGGGCUACUCUUCGACAACAACAAGCAGCUGGCAUGGCUGGCAUGCCUCAAGGCUUCAUACAGAACCCAGUCUUCUACGGGCCAGGGCAGCAGCCUGGGUACCUGCCGACCAAUGCGCCGCGCGGUGCCAUGCCCUUCGCUCAGCCAGGCAUGGUGAUUCCCGGAAUGCCUGCAGGCCGCCCAGGUCAAUAUCCUGCUGGCUUUGCCCAGCAAGGCCGAGGCAUGCCUCAAGGUCAACAAAUUCCGGCAAACUUCGCGGUCCCUGGUCAAAUGCCAUUCAUGCAAGCUAAUCCUCCUAUGCUCAACGGCAUGGGUUACCCUCAAGCACUUGCUACACAAUCUUUAGGACGUGGUGGAAACCGUGGUCAGAUGGCAGGCAUGCAAGGUAUCCCACCAACCAUGGCCAAUAUUCCGGGCCUGCGGGCUGGUCAGGGCUAUGCUCCAGGUGGGCCUCGUGGUGGUUUGCCGAGCAUGCAGGGUCAAGGUGGACGUAUGGGGCCAGGUGGACGGGGCCAGAUGAUGGGACAGAUGGCUGCGGUCAUGCCUCAAGAUGGUCAAAGUCCUCUCGUUCGGAGCUUGAGCGCAGCACCACCCGACGCGCAGAAGCAGCUGAUUGGAGAAGCAAUCUAUCCGAAGAUUGCCGCACAGCAACCUGAGCUCGCUGGCAAAAUCACUGGGAUGCUCCUGGAGAUGGAGAGUGAAGAGUUGCUUGGCUUGGUCGACAAUGAUGAAGCUCUUCGUGCCAAAGUCAACGAGGCCCUUAGCGUCUACAAGGAUUACAUGGAGAAUCGCGGCGAAGGCAAUGCCGGUCCCAAUGGUGAAGAAGUCUCUGGGAACGAAGGCCAGCCGGAAGCUGUUCAAACCUAG